AUGGUCCACUCAUGGUUAGAAUUGGCAUCCGUUAUUCCAUUCCAUUUCGUCUGCGCUUGCCCAAAAGGGUUUGAACCAGACAAAGCAAGAGUUCUAAAGGUAGAACAAGCUGGAUUAAGUAAGAUAGAGAUCGUAAAUGAUGCUAAAGAAGCUAUAAUAGGAGCUGAUGUUGUGUGCUCAGACGUAUGGGCCAGUAUGGGGCAAAAGGAUGAAGCUGAAUACCGCCUUAAAGCAUUCCAAGGAUUCCACGUGGAUGAAGCUCUUAUGAAGUUGGCUGGACCAAAAGCCUAUUUCAUGCAUUGUUUGCCUGCAGAAAGAGGAGUGGAGGUGACUAAUGGAGUCGUGGAGGCUCCUUAUUCCAUUGUCUUCCCAGGCGGAGAAUCGCAUGCAUGA
This is a messenger RNA of Brassica napus (rape), 393 nucleotides long. RefSeq names its product ornithine transcarbamylase, chloroplastic-like. Gene Ontology annotation, cellular component: intracellular membrane-bounded organelle. The record is from RefSeq and is a predicted model, not a curated record. The coding region runs from base 1 to 393 and encodes 130 amino acids. Lineage: Eukaryota; Viridiplantae; Streptophyta; Magnoliopsida; Brassicales; Brassicaceae. The transcript has 2 exons. Gene Ontology annotation, biological process: L-citrulline biosynthetic process. Gene Ontology annotation, molecular function: ornithine carbamoyltransferase activity; amino acid binding.